This is a messenger RNA of Lactuca sativa (garden lettuce), 774 nucleotides long. RefSeq lists its product as uncharacterized. The record is from RefSeq and is a predicted model, not a curated record. Lineage: Eukaryota; Viridiplantae; Streptophyta; Magnoliopsida; Asterales; Asteraceae.
AUGGACGAAGAGGGUAACAAGAUCCAAGGUUAUGUCCAUAAAGCUUACAUUUACAAGUUCAAACAACUUCUAAAAGAAGUAAAUGGCUUUGAUUUUAUUGAAUAUCGGACGAUUAUCAAUGGCACUGUUCUAGAAAAUAUGUCAUUGGUAGUAGUUGGUGAAAUAGAUGCUCGAAGUGCAGAACGAAAAAGGCAUAAGAUAAGAUUACAAAUCCAAGAUGACAAUGGUUUGCAAUUGGAUGUUAACCUAUGGGGCAAUUAUAGUUACACAUUCUUAGAUUAUAUCCAAAAGAAUCCGAACAAUGUCUGCAUUGUCAUAAUCCUUCAAUUUGCAAAGAUUAGUGUUUGGCAAGAUUGUGAUCCAUCAAUACGUACUAUGAUGUAUCGAAGUUCAUCAUCAAUAUUUGAAUCAAGAUGUUCUGAAAAUGAUGAUUUCCUUCUUAAUAAUGAUCUUAAAACAAUUGCUGAUAUUUUCGAGCCACUUGAGAAAAAAAAGUAUGUUAUUGUUGCGACAAUUAAAGGAAUUCUUCAAAACAAAGAUUGGUAUUACCCAGCAUGUACAAACUGCAAUACCAAGGCAUUUUCAGACACACCUUCUAAUGAAGCCAAUGUGAUCGGAUCAUUUCAAUACGCAAAAUAUGAAUGUCGAAAUCCAAAAUGCACAAAAACUGUAACAUCAGUUCUUCCAAGGUUCAUGAUUUCGGUGCGUGAUCAAGAUCAUACUGGAAGUAUGACUCUAACAAUGUUUGAACAAGAUGCGAAGAAGCUUCUUUAA